Trichosporon asahii var. asahii CBS 2479 is the source of this 240-nucleotide messenger RNA. RefSeq lists its product as uncharacterized. Lineage: Eukaryota; Fungi; Basidiomycota; Tremellomycetes; Trichosporonales; Trichosporonaceae. The coding region runs from base 1 to 240 and encodes 79 amino acids. The record is from RefSeq and is a predicted model, not a curated record. The transcript has a single exon.
AUGCACAUUCCCACCCCGGAGCAGCUCUCUCAGGUCUCUGGAAUUCUGGAAGCCUUGCGGCCAGCGCCUCACAAGAAAGGGGUUGUCAAAGCGGCGGAGGAAGCGCUCCCUACGCAGGACGAAAUCUGCGCCGCUGGGCAAAAGUGUCGCGACUCUUUGCAGCUCGUUGCCCAGCUUCGUCAGUCCGGUGCCGAGGUCGGGCCACAUGUCGAGGACAACCACAUGCAUUGUGUUGCCUAG